AUGGCAUCAGACCACCAACAGCGUCACGGUGACAGCCGUGGUUCGUCGGCCGGGAUGCCUCAGACGCCGCAACAGCGCGAUUCUCACAACUUGUCUCUAUCGCCGCGCGAUGUUACCCGCGACUCUCUUGUCGCCAACAUGCUAAUGUCGUUGGACCAAUUCUCUCUCGAACAGCAAAAUCAGCACCAGCUUAACCACCGCAGCCAAUGGGACCCCUCGUCCAGCAAUCACAGCCCCGGACCCCAGCACCGCUACCACCAGUUUGAUGGGGCGCCGCCCUGGCUGCCCUCGACGGCACAUACCAACGCCUCUGCUGCUGCAGCCUCCCGCGUCCACGAGAGCAAUUUUCACCAUUAUCGCGGCCACGCUCAUUCGUACAGCUCCGACAUUGACACGGUCGAUACCGUCUCCAAGCUGUCCAGCUCGCCCGGCUCGCCCGGCUCGCACGAAUAUUACACCAGCGCUGCUACUAAUGCCCCUGCUGUCGCUGCCACCACCAACGACCGCACUUCCAACUCGGCUUCGUCCUCGCCAUCUCAGCGUGAAGAGCUCGGCAUUGCCAACAAAAAUCUUCAUGCUGCCCUCUCGAGUACAUCCGACCGUCAGCAACACGGCGAGCACCGCCCACCCACCACACCGCCGAGUCGUGGCGCCCGCCUAAGCAACGCCGUCUGCCGCGACCGUCCAUCGCGCGCCCACCGCCCCCCUAAGCAUCAGCAGGACAGCUAUCACCACUUCCUCACCCAGACAGCCUCAUCUUCGGCUCUGACGUCGUCCCGUCGCGACUCAAAUCGUCUCAGACGCAGCAAGAGCGUCGGCGGCUCCAGUACCCGCAAGCCUGCUGCCGGUGCAGCAGCUGCGGCAGCAGCAGCUGGUGCCAGGACGACAACCUCUGGCUCUCCAGCCAAAUUGUACCCGCCCAUGCCCUCAUCCUUGGCCAUUGACUACGACCUCGACUACCUCAAUCACGAUUACGCCGCAGCGCCCACACCCACGGUCCCGUCCGGCCCCCGUCGCAUCCCCGCUGCUUCUCUUCGUGGCUCCGCCUCCGACCUCGCGCUGCCGCUGCGGUCGCCCGUCACGCCUACUGCCCUUGAGCGCAGACGCAGCUCCUCUCGUUCUCUCUCUCUCAGGAGCGCUUCCGGCAAGAAUAGGCACGCCAUCAACCAGCAGCCACCACCCCCUAUGCCUAACGCCGGGGAAUUUGAGUCGGCCCCGGCGCCCAGCGUCGGCUAUCGUAAGGCAAAGGAAGACCAACAUCGGGCCAAGUCUUCGCAUGCAGCAUGCUCGCGCCACCAGCACUCAGAUCUGUCUCAGCAGCCACCAAGAGAGAAACCUGGCUUCUUUCGCCGGGUUUUUGGCGGUGGAGGCUCCAGAAAUAUGCUGGCAUCAUCAACCGAGCCUCUUCAACAGCCCAACUCGCCACACACUCCAUCCUCGGACUCGCGAAACGAACGACCUCCGAUCGGUAAACAGACGAAAGACCAAUCGAAAUCGGCCUCGACACCGCCGUCCCGAGAUACCUCUUCAUCACACUCGCAGCAGCUCCCGCCUGUACCGCCUCUGCAGAAAAAGACCUCGUCAUUUUUCCGCCGACGUAAGAAGUCGGUUGUGAACGAGGCACCGCCUCUGCCGUCCUACGUCCCGCCCGUGCCCAAUGUGCCAUUGGCAAGCUUGACCAACGAGACGAGCCUGGGAACCGACGACCCAAGCCCCGUCAGCAGCCUGCGCCAAGCAUUGGACCCCUAUCUUCGGAACAGCGCUGGAUCAGGCAAGACUGCUACUGCCUCCAAGGCGACUGCGCUGGCCGACAUUACCAAUACUGUCACGGAAAGCGGCAACGAUGAAGAACCUAGACAAGAAUUUCAACGCGAGUUCUCGCCCGAUUACGAGCCGAGCCCGAACGCCAAAAUUCGCAGCGUAAACAACGACGAUGAAAAUAUUCGCGAUUCUCCAUGCAGGAGUGCAGCCUCUUCAACAACCAAUAAAUUAAAGACGACCGCAAGUCAGACAUUUCUCGAUUUGGAUAAUAAUAGCGAUGACGAACACACGGGUAAAUACGGGGACGGACGUUCCAAGUCGGACCUCUCCGCCUCUGCCCACUCUGAAUCAACGGACGUUUCGCAAAAGGACACGAGCAACGAUGAUACAAUCCGGGCCAGUAAAACGGCGCCCCGCGUCAUGGACCAGUCGAGCCCGGGUACCAGCCGCAGCCGAUCAAACUUGAGGAUUCCCAACGAUGGCCACCGCUCUGCGAGCGCGGGCACAAUGUCGACUGAAACAGAUUAUAAAUCUGCCACCAGCGUAACACCGAGCGUGCGCGUGGAAGACAUGGACGAAAGUGACUCCUCCAAGGGAGCGAGCGCAAUCAAAGCCAUGCAAAGCAAGGCCUUUGACGAGCCGCUGUUUGUGGUGGGCGAGCCGACCGAGGACGACAAGCUCAAGGCCAAGAAGAUUUACGACGGACUGGAGGUUUUCAUCCCAAAGGACAAGGCGGCUGCGUGGAUGGGCGAGGAAGGUCCGGUGCGAAAGCGCACACUGCAAGCGUACAUUGAGCUAUACAGCUUUACCGACCAGAGUAUUCUGUCCGCCUUGCGCAGCGUGUGCGGUCGCCUGAUUCUACGCGCCGAAACCCAACAAGUUGAUCGAAUCUUGGUUGCCUUUUCCAAGAGAUGGUGCGAUUGCAACCCGAAUCACGGCUUCAAAGCCACCGAUGUCGUUCAUACAAUCUGCUAUUCAAUCAUGCUUCUCAACACAGAUCUUCACGUGGCUGACAUUGAGUCAAAGAUGACCCGCAGCCAAUUUGUCAAGAAUACCCUUUCCACAAUCCGACAAGCUCUUCACGAAUCGAACCCCGACGCCUUCCAACGCCCUAGCAUUCUACCUGACAGAAGCACUAUACUGGCUGCCGAAUCGCAAGCGGUCGAGCAAGACCGUUCGACCUUUCGCCAUUCGUUCCGCCCUUGCCCGAGAACAGAUACGCAAUUUGGCGACAGCGGCGAAGAUAGCGGACCUCUAGUUAGGACUGCAUUCACCGGCUCGUUGCGCGCUUGGGAAGAGCAAGUUGAGCAAGUCCUGAAGAGUAUUUACAUCUCUAUCCGUGACGAAAGACUCCCUUUGUUUGGAGCCGAGGACCGCAGCGUCGGGCCGGCUCAGUCGCAAAGCAAUCUGUCCGUCAUGGGCAUGCUUAAACGCACACCCAGUGUUCUAAGCAAGGCGCCCUCCGAAGGCCAAAUGUCGUCGCGUGGACGCAUCACAGAAGGCAGCCGCACAAGCGCCUCGAGAUGGGCUUCAAAGAGCCGUUCUCGCCCUGGAUUGGGAAGAAAUGGCAUGGCAUCCAGCAGGACCAGCUUCGACGACGAUAACUCCUUGUGGAGCCCUGCCCUGUCAUCAGCAACCUGGAGUCGCUACUCUCUUGGACGCACACAAGCAUCCAUGUCGCAGGAUUCCUUUGCGUCGUCGAUGCCUAGAGGUGGUUAUCAGCAGUCGAUUGGGUUUGCUAAUGCGCUGAGCCAGUCUAUUAUCCGCGACGAGGAUUUCAACGGCAGCGAAGCAACCCCGUCCAUCAUUAGUAGCGAUUAUAAUUCUACGCAGCUGCUCGAAGACGAGUCGCUUGAACUAGCUGGCCCACCUUGGAUCAAGGAAGGUAUGCUGGUGCACAAGCACCAUCUCGAUGGUGUAGGCAAGCGAGCCAAGGAUCGCAACUGGUCCGAGGUGUUUGCUGUCGUACAGAAAGGACAGCUCAGCUUGUUCUCCUUUAAUCUUAGCAAGUCGUCCAGACACAAGGCUCGUCUCCGCACAGCGACGGCACCAGUCGGCGGUGGCAAUUGGCAGGACAAUGCCGUUAAUGUCGGCACGUUUAAUCUUCGACUCACUUUGGCCUCGGCACUACCGUCUCCCGGAUACUCGCGCACGCGCCCCUACGUCUGGGCUCUCAGCCUGCCUACCGGUGCUGUUCAUCUAUUUCAAGUCGGCACACCUGAAAUCAUUCGCGAGUUUGUCAACACGGCCAACUACUGGAGCGCAAGACUUAGCACGCACCCUCUGGUCGGUGGUAUCAGCAACGUCGAGUACGGCUGGAGCGAGGCUAUUGUGAACAACGCCCUGGUUGCUGCGAUCAACGAAAAGAGCACUCCUCCCACGACACAGACUGCCGGUGGUGCGGUUCAUGGGCGCAAAGGAAGCACGCAGAGUGCCAGUAUAAAGUCGAUGAGCUUUGAGCACGGCGGCGGCGGUAGCAGCUUCACGCACAACAGCGGCCGCGGCAAGCUCCCUGGUGACCGCGUCCACAUUGCCCCGUGGGCGCCGCCGACGCAGAGCGUACGGCCCAGCAACCUCUGCGAGAGCGAACAGCGGGAAGCCUUGGCAGCGUACGUUAAGAGCAUUGAGGGCGACUUGCAAGCGCAUAAUCAGCUCCGCAGCCCCAUGUUGCUCGCUUUUACGCCGCGCGGCCAAAAUGCGGCCAAGGCCAUGACCAACUGGGAGCGCAAGAGCUCGUACCUGCUGCGCGAGAUUGUCAAGUUUCGCACCUAUGUCGACUGUAUGAACCAGGCAGAGACGCGCAAGCGAGAGGUAUACAAGGAGCGUGACCUGGCGCGGCGCGCGGCCCGUGGGGACAUCAGCGACCCCGAGGAUGAUGAUGACACUGGCGCGAGCACUGUCGAAGACGACGAAGAGGCUAAUGCAACUCUACGACCAGAAUAG
Molecule: messenger RNA, 4704 nt
Organism: Beauveria bassiana ARSEF 2860
Lineage: Eukaryota; Fungi; Ascomycota; Sordariomycetes; Hypocreales; Cordycipitaceae
Product: Sec7 domain-containing protein
Exons: 1
Coding region: 1-4704 (1567 amino acids)
Biological process (GO): regulation of ARF protein signal transduction
Molecular function (GO): guanyl-nucleotide exchange factor activity
Source: RefSeq, a predicted model, not a curated record